This is a messenger RNA of Paramormyrops kingsleyae, 2431 nucleotides long. RefSeq names its product anaphase promoting complex subunit 7 (gene anapc7). The record is from RefSeq and is a predicted model, not a curated record. Gene Ontology annotation, cellular component: anaphase-promoting complex. Gene Ontology annotation, biological process: protein ubiquitination; positive regulation of mitotic metaphase/anaphase transition; cell division. Gene Ontology annotation, molecular function: protein binding. NCBI's taxonomy places the organism in Eukaryota, Metazoa, Chordata, Actinopteri, Osteoglossiformes, Mormyridae.
AUGAAUGUAAUAGAUUAUGUUAGGGACAUGGCAGCUGCCGGACUACACUCGAACGUCCGGAUAAUGAGCAGUUUGCUAUUGACGAUGAGCAACAACAACCCGGAGCUCUUCUCCCCAUCACAGAAGUACCAGCUGCUCGUGUACCAUGCAGAUGCGCUUUUCCACGACAAGGAGUACCGCAAUGCUGCCUGCAAGUACAACAUGGCCCUGCAGCAGAAGAAGGUGCUGAGCAAGACAUCCAAAGUGCGCCCAUCCACUGGUGGGACCGCCUCCUCUCUGCAGGCGCAGAGCCUUCCGUCAGAGAUCGAAGUGAAGUAUAAAAUAGCAGAAUGCUACACCAUCUUGAAAUUGGAUAAGGAUGCCAUCCCCGUGCUUGAUGGGAUCCCCUCGAGGCAAAGGACCCCCAAGAUCAACAUGAUGCUGGCCAAUCUGUACAGGAAAGCAGGCCAGGAACGCUCAGCAGUGACCAGUUACAAGGAGGUGCUGAGGCAGUGUCCCCUGGCCCUCGACGCCAUCAUUGGGCUGCUGUCUUUGUCGGUGAAGGGAGCCGAAGUGGCUUCCAUGACUAUGGAUGUGAUCCAGACCAUUCCCAACCUGGACUGGCUCUCGGUGUGGAUUAAAGCGCACGCCUUCAUACAUGCCGGGGACAACCUGCGGGCCAUCAACACCAUAUGCUCUCUAGAGAAGAAAUCCCUCCUGCGGGACAACGUGGACCUGCUGGUGACCCUGGCAGACCUCUACUUCCGGGCCGGUGACACCAAGAACUCCAUCCUGAAAUUCGAGCAGGCUCAGAUGUUGGACCCUUACCUUAUCAAAGGCAUGGACGUGUACGGCUACCUGAUGGCACGGGAGGGUCACCUGGAGGACGUCGAGGUGCUGGGAGGGAGGCUGUUCAACAUCUCGGACCAGCACGCAGAGCCUUGGGUCAUAUCAGGGUGUCACAGCUUCUACAGCAAGCGGUACUCCCGUGCCCUUUACCUGGGUGCCAAGGCCAUCCAGCUGAACAGCAACAGCGUGCAGGCCCUGCUCCUGAAGGGGGCAGCGUUGCGUAAUAUGGGCCGUGUGCAGGAGGCCAUCAUCCAUUUCCGAGAGGCCAUACGACUCGCCCCCUGCCGACUCGACUGCUAUGAAGGUCUCAUUGACUGCUAUCUGGCCUCUAAUGGCAUCAGAGAGGCGAUGGGCAUGGCCAACAAUAUCUACAAGACACUGGGUGCCAAUGCACAGACACUGACCAUCCUGGCCACGGUGUGUCUGGAGGACCCCAUGACGCAGGAGAAGGCAAAGACACUGCUGGACAAGGCACUGGCCCAGAGGCCUGACUACAUCAAGGCUGUGGUCAAGAAGGCGGAGCUUCUGAGCAGGGAACAGAAUUACGAGGAAGGAAUCACGCUUUUGCGGCAUGCCCUAGCCAAUCAGAGUGACUGUGUACUGCAUAGGAUGCUGGGAGAUUUUUUGGUGGCUGUCAAUGACUAUCAAGAGGCAAUGGACCAGUACAGCAUCGCACUUAGCCUGGACCCCAACGACCAGAAAUCUCUGGAGGGUAUGCAGAAGAUGGAGAAAGAGGAGAGCCCCACGGAGGCCACAGUGGAGGAGGAUGGAGACGACAUGGAGGGCAGCGCUGAUGACGGCGACCUGGAGGGUAGCGACAGCGAGGCGGCGCAGUGGGCCGACCAGGAGCAGUGGUUCGGGAUGCAGUGACCCCUGAGCUCCCCCCCACCCCCGAGAUACCAUCCACUCCUGCAAAGGCAGCCCACGCUUUCUCCUUUAUUUUUAAUGAAUAAUCUAGAGGCGUGUUUCCCAACCCGGUCCUUGGGGACCCUCAGUCAGUCCAUGUUUUUGCUCCCUCCCAGCUCCCUGGCCAGACAGUCCACAUUUCUGUGAGCUGGGAAGAAGCAAAAACAUGGACUAUCUGUGGGUCCCAGAGGACCAGAUUGGGAAAUGCUGAUCAGGAACUCCCCAAAUAAAGCUUUUUGGGGCAGAGUGUGUUCUCCAGCAAGCUGCUCCUAGUUUCCCUCCAUCUCUGACUCCUUGGGGGGCCGCAGUCAGCUUCACCUUGGGUGGGGGGCUUUUGUCGCCUGAACAUCCUAAGUGGGUGUUGCAGUCGUAUUUUUUUCUACUGUUAUCCUAACCCCCAUGCAUUUUUUUUCCACCUGUAUGUGUGUAGGUGUGUGUGUGUGUGUGGCCAUCAUGCCACGUGCCAGUUUUCUGGCGUCAUUGUUACUGCUUAUUUCAAGAUGUAACUCAUUAUGAGCUUUAUUUUUAACAAACAAAAGCUGCCAAUCAUGUAAGUGUCUAAUCAUGGAACAACAUUUCUUGGCACUGUUAAUGGAAUUCCUAAAGGAGUUGUGAAAGUUUUCACUGUAUAUAAACUAAGAGACUACUUUGGGUACUUGAAUGUAAUAAUAAAUAAAUUCAUGUUGGAAUUUACUUG